Molecule: messenger RNA, 1849 nt
Organism: Macrobrachium nipponense
Lineage: Eukaryota; Metazoa; Arthropoda; Malacostraca; Decapoda; Palaemonidae
Product: N-acetylated-alpha-linked acidic dipeptidase 2-like
Molecular function (GO): carboxypeptidase activity
Source: RefSeq, a predicted model, not a curated record
UCACAGGGAGAUGACCAGAAAACCGAGCCUUGGUGGCACCGAGGAAGAGAGGGAAAUGGCUCGAUGGAUUGAAGGCCACUGGAAGGACCAGGGACUGGACGAAGUGCACCUCGUUCCAUACCAAGUUCUUCUCUCGUACCCGAGUCCAGAUGUUCCGAAUUUGGUUCGUAUUAUUGACAGCAACGACGAUAAAGCAAUAUGGGUCUCGGCUCCAAAAGCAGAAGAACCUCUGUAUGCUGAAGAGGAUGCCUUACCGGACCUCCCAUUCACUUUCAACGGCUACGCGUUCCCCGGCAAUGUGACGGUAAAAAUGAGUGAUGUAGUUUAUGUCAAUUACGGACGGGAGCAGGACUUUGACUUCCUGGAAAGUGAAGGUGUCGACAUGACUGGCAAGAUCAUUAUUGCAAGAUACGGAAAAAUCUUCAGAGCUAACAUCGCAGAGAUUGCAGAGGCCAGAGGAGCCGUCGGCGUGGUCCUUUUCAGCGACCCUAUAGAUUACUCUCCCGAGGGCUCAAGUUUCGUAUACCCUAAUUCGUACUUCAUGCCCCCUUCAGCUGCUCCGUUCGGCACCGUGAAACUGGUGGACGGUGAUCCCCUCACCCCCUUCUAUCCCGCCACAGAAAGUGCAUUCCACAUCCCAGAAGACGAAGCACAAAUUCCGAAGGUGCCUGUUCAACCUAUCAGCCCUGAAGAUGCGUGGCAGAUCCUCAGCCGAAUGGGAGGCGAGCCAGCACCCGCUCCCAGUGAUUGGCAAGGUGGCUUGAAUUUUACUCGCAAGGCGGACCAGGGAUUCCAGCAGAAAAAUCUGAAACUGAACUUGGAUGUCAAUAACAAAAAUACUCCCACAACAACGUACAAUGUCAUUGGCAUUAUCAAAGGAAGCGUAGAACCGGAUCGAUAUGUAGUACUUGGCAACCACUAUGACGCGUGGAUUUUUGGUGCUGUUGAUCCUCAUUCUGGGACAGCAGCUAUGCUAGAGCUUUCUCGCCUUCUAAUGCAACUUUCAAAGGAAACAGGGUGGCGUCCGAGGAGGUCACUGGUCUUCUGUGCUUGGGGCGCUGAAGAAUAUGGUGUUGUUGCUUCCCUGGAAUGGACAGAACAGUUUGAGAAACAGCUGGCCUCUCGUGCUGUUGCUUACCUUAAUGUCGACAUGGCCAUUGAAGGUAAUUACACUCUCCGGACGAAGUCAGCGCCUAUGUUGUACGACAUCAUCUUCGAAGGUACAAAAAAGAUUCCCAACCCGAACCCGGAAGAAGUGGCUGGAGGGCGAACGACCGUUUACGAUACUUGGGCUGUGAGAAGACCUGACACAGUUCAGCCUGGUCUGCCAUUGAUGCAGUUCAUAGGAUCUGGCAGCGAUUACAAGGGCUUCCAGCAUAACAUUGGCAUUCCAAGCAUGGAUGUGCGAUACACACACGAUAAUGUUACUCUAGGAGAACCAAUGUACCAUACCCUGUACGAGACUUUUGCCCUCGUCGACGAGAUAUACGACAGGGGUUUCCUCUACCAUAAGGCAGUGACAGCUCUCUGGGGGGAUGUUGCCAUGGUGCUUUCGGAGUCGAAGAUACUUCCUUAUUCUCUGGAGGCAUAUGCCGAUUUCAUCAGUAGGGCUUCGGAAGAUAUUAUCAAGACCUAUGGAGAUUUGAUUGCCCAGAGAAAUAUGACCAUGGAGUUCUUCACAGAAGCCGUUGCAAACUUUCAUAAGAUAGUGAAGGAUUUCACCGAAGAACUGAAACAAGUCGACUUGGAAAAUCCACUCCAGGUACGUAAAGUUAACGACCAACAAAUGAUGGUGGAGAGGGCUUUCAUCGAUCCGCGAGGGUUACCUGGGAGACCGGAGUACAAGUAA